Molecule: messenger RNA, 2337 nt
Organism: Pleurotus ostreatus (oyster mushroom)
Lineage: Eukaryota; Fungi; Basidiomycota; Agaricomycetes; Agaricales; Pleurotaceae
Exons: 5
Coding region: 1-2337 (778 amino acids)
Cellular component (GO): endoplasmic reticulum
Molecular function (GO): ubiquitin binding
Source: RefSeq, a predicted model, not a curated record
AUGCACCCGCGCAUAGACAGCCUGUCAGACGAACAACAGCGCGCCCUCCAACAAAUCAGAGACCUCACAAACGGCGGCGACGAUGACGUGGCUCUUAGUGUCCUCCACAGCGUCGCAUGGGAUGUGCAGAGAGCCGCAGACGUGAUAUUCAGCGGCGGCCCUAUCCCCACCUCACCCUCCACAUCCGCGUCCACCUCCUACCCACCGUCUUCGACGUCUGCUUCCCGCGCGGGCGAUGCCGACAGUAGUAGCGGGCGCAACAUGGAGACGUUCGAACUGGAUGACUCCGAGCAGGGUCAGGGAUAUGCGUACGACCGCGACGGCCGCGCAGAGCAUCAUCAGCGACAACGGCAUACGCAUAAUAACACCUGGGCCAUCCUCCCGCGCCCGCUCCUCUCCCUCCUCGCCUUCCCCUUCCACGUCCUCGCAAGCAUUCUGCGCUUCGUGUUCGGCGUCCUGCGCGUCCCCGUCCCGCAGUUCACGCUCUUCAGCCUGUAUACCGGCUCGUCGGGCUAUGCGUCGUAUUUCGGGUUGAGGGGAGCAAGGGGCAUGGGAGCAAGGGGUACGAGGGGAGGAGGGGAAAGAGGGGGAGGAGGAGGGGUGGAGAGGUGGGUGAGGGAGCUGGAGGAGGAGACCGGCGCGAUUUCGAUCAGCCGGUAUACGAAGCAAGCGGCGUAUGGGAGUGGGGGUAAUGUUGGCACGAAUGGUGCAAGCACCACGACGGCAGUGGAAGCGGGCCCUUCGACGCUCACGUCGCGCACGAACAACGCCGCGGCGCUCAAUGCGCUCUUCGCCGAGGCGCUCGCCGCUCGGUCUGUAAACUCGAAUUCCAACUCGAUGAAUGGUGCUGAUGGGGGAGACGGCACUGGCGCUGGUGUACGAAUUGGCGGGGUAGACGACGUAGGAAGGGUAAGCAGUGGGGUUGGCGGGGUUGGUGGUGGAGGGGGGAGGAAGGUCCUCCCGGACUUCUUCGUCGGCGCGUACGAGGACGCGCUGCGCGUGUGUGAGAGGGAGGCAAGGGUGGGCUGUGUCGUGCUGGUGAGCGAGGAGCACGAUGAUACGCGCGAGUUUAAGAGGUCGACGCUCACGGACCCCGUGCUCGUGAAGACGCUGCACGACAACGGCGUGCUCGUGUGGGGCGCGGAUGUCAGGGAGGGCGAGGGCUGGGCCGCCGCGGAGAAGCUGCAAGCGACCACCUACCCGUUCGUCGCGUUCGUCGCGCUGCAGCCGAAGCGCCAUAUUACCUCUUCAUCUGCGAGGGGGAGUAGGGGGAACGGCGCGGGAGGGGCGGGGAGCGUGAUGACGGUGCUGUCGAGACAUCAGGGGCCAUCGACUCCCUCCACUUCAAGCACCACUACCGCCACCUCAAACACCUCGCAUUCAAGCUCGCAUGCACACGGUUCGGGUGUGAGUUCGACGCCGGGGCCGACGUCCGCGCAGGCGCUGCUGGAACACCUGGAGCGGCAGGUCCUGCCACGCGUCCUGCCGUACCUCGCGCGCGUGCAGGCCGCGCGGACGCAGCAUGCCCUUGAGCGGGCGCGGGCGGAGCGCGAACGCGAGCGGGAUCGGGUGUUGAGGGCGGAGCAGGAUCGCGCGUUUCGGGAGGCGGAGAGGCGGGACCGCGAGCGCGCGGCGGGGGCGGAGAGGGAGAGGAAGGAGAGGGAGGAGAGGGAGCAGGAGGAGAGGGAAAGGGAGAGAGAGGCGAGGGAGAGAGAGGAGAGGGCGGAGAGGGAGAGGGCGCGCAGGGAGGAGGAGAGGAGGGCGUGGAGGGCGUGGAUUGCGGGGCGCUUGGAGAAAGGGAAAGGGAAAGGGAGUGGAGAAGGGGGAGGUGGGGAGGGAGGGGUGAAGUUGGCGAUGAGGAUGCCGGAUUCGAAGCGCGUGAUCGAGGUGUUUGGGCCCGAGGCGACGCUGACGACGCUGUAUGCUGCCGUGGAUGCGAGAUUGCCGCCGGGAGAUGGGAAUGGGGAGGAGGUGCUGGAUAGCCCUGUGGGUGCUGACGUUGGGGGAGGGAGGACCGUCGAGGAGGUGUUGGACGAUUUCCUCGCGACGCGGGCUGGGGAUGGUGUUGAUGAGGAAGGGGAAGGGGAAGGAGCAGCGGCGUGGUGGGGCUUCAAGAUCGUGAACGCGUACCCGCGCGAGGAGAUCCCGUGGGUCGCGGGGCGGCGGCUGGCGGACGUAGCGUGUUUGACCCAGCGGGGCGGCGGGCAGGUCGUCGUCGAGAUGGCGACGACGAAGACGAAGAGUGGGAGCGGGAGGAGCUCGAGGAAUAGGGAUAGGGAUCGGGCGGAUGAUGAGGAUGGGGAUGAUGGGUAUAAUACGGAGUCGGACGAUGAGUAG